This is a messenger RNA of Aureobasidium melanogenum CBS 110374, 5442 nucleotides long. RefSeq lists its product as uncharacterized. Gene Ontology annotation, cellular component: GATOR1 complex. Gene Ontology annotation, molecular function: GTPase activator activity. Bases 1 to 5442 code for a protein of 1813 amino acids. The record is from RefSeq and is a predicted model, not a curated record. NCBI's taxonomy places the organism in Eukaryota, Fungi, Ascomycota, Dothideomycetes, Dothideales, Saccotheciaceae. The transcript has 2 exons. Gene Ontology annotation, biological process: intracellular signal transduction; positive regulation of autophagy; negative regulation of TORC1 signaling.
AUGAUCAUGCCGUCCUCCGGGCAGCAUCACUUCUGCUUGCUCUGGAUUCACGAUGAUAGUUUCUCGGAAGAGACUGUCGUUUUCAACUCGGAUCGCUUGGCUCUUGACGAUGGUUCUCUGUAUAAACUUGCGGCCUUGAAAAAUGGAAUAUCGACCCAUGACUUCUCAAUCAGCACGCCAGCCCUGAGUGCUACACGGCCCGAGAACACGCCAGGAAAGACAUCUCUUCGUCAUGGCAGCAAAAAGUCGGUCAAGCAUGUGUCGGAUAUGGAAAAGCAUGCAGAUUCUGCAAAGUCUCUGAUAUUUGUGGCUCGCGACAUGACUCCUGAGCAGAAACGAAAACAGCCUAGGCUUCAAAUUUCUGUUCAUAGUAAUGCCGCGUCAACUUUUGGCUUCCGGAACAACAUGCAGGCAAUAGUCCUUCCGGUAUUCGAAGAUGUACACUCCGCAUCUCACGUUGAGAUUGUGUUCCGCGACCAGUAUUUGGCGCGCUCAGAUAUGUGGAGACUAACAGUAGCAGUACUAAGCGAAAGGUCUGUCUACAAAGGGCAAAAAUUGCUCUUCCUCGGCAGCAUCAAAGCCACGGUCAAGAAUAUCUUUGUAGAUGGGCAGAAGGUGACUUCGGCUUUCUUCUCGUCCUCCACCAAGCCCAUCUUUCGCAGCGAGUCUGCCAAGUAUAUCAUAUUUGUACAGAUGUCUCGCGAGAUGUGGGACUUUGACGCGGAAGGGUCCGGUGAGAUCAUGUUUAACAAGGUCAUCAAUGGUUUCUUACCUGAUCUGUUUAAGCGUUGGCAAAGGCUCAAUGUGCAUCACCUUGUCAGCAUCAUCAUGUUCACUCGGCUGGAGUAUGAACGAGGUGUGCUGAUCCCCCGAGACGAGGACGCGGAUAUGCCACGACGCUCGCCUGGAAAUGGACGCGAAUAUCGAGAUUACUACCGAGUGGUCACAACUGAUGCAGCAAGCAGCCGCUGGGUCGACAUUCUUUACAAGCUCAAAAAAGAGUUCAAAAUCUUUCUGAAAAAUGUGUCAGUCGUAGGUGGUCAUGAUGCUUAUGGUCCUCCUCCGGAAACGUUAGCAUCAGUAAAGGCCCGUACUGAGACGGAAUCUGUGAUCGCUGGUCAACCUACUACGGCGGCACGAGGUAAUAUACUGGAAGCGAUCAACCUUGCUGCAUCACAAUUUUCCAAGGACUACAUUGAUCGCGAUCUUGUACACACAGGCAUCUCCUUGGUUAUUGUUACUCCAGGCUCGGGCGUAUUCGAAGUCGAUUACAAUAUGCUCAAACUAACAACUGACUCUCUUGUUGCAAGUGGCAUGGGUGUUGAUCUUGUGUCAUUGGCUAGGAUGCCUCUCCAUUCUGUCCCUUUGUUUAGAUACAGGAGCCCUCAUGUACUCCCUGGCCUUCCAGUUGUGUCGGAUAUCUAUACGUUCGAAGGCGGCAGCACGCCUCGACAGGCAGGCUACUUGGAAAGUCACAUGGCCGCCACACCCCGAAGCACAGGCAGAUUCAUGCGGAGGGCCAGUAGCCACAACAAAGAAGAAGUCCCAGGCACAUUGAUGGAAUCUGGAGUCCAGUGGAGCUAUGCUUUGCCACACUGGAUUGAUGUGUCGUUCUGGACGGGACACUCGGACGAGGAGCACCUCAGAUCCCAAUACGGCCUGACUUCCAAGAAAAAGAAUGGCGCCAAGAAAAGUGACCCGUUCACUACAAGCUGCCGAAUGUACGAGCUGCAGAUGAUGGGUCUAAUGGAGACCGAAAUGAGCGAUAUUGCAAUCCCAUUGAUGCUUCCUGGGUAUUCAAACAUCGAGAAGACUCGCCAAGGACGUCUUUAUCUCGAGCCUGCACCAAAUGAAGAGCUCCCAGGAAGCUACGGCUCAACAAGAUCGUUCCAUGGGUAUAUUGGCGGCUCGCCGCGACACAACGACGACGAAACACAUGCGAACAUGGAUAUGCCUACCCGUAAAGAACUUAUCGAUUGGAUGGCUGCUUACGACAAGCAAGUCCCCUUCAGAACGCAAGACUCUCCUCCAGUCAAGACAAUCUUGGACCAGACGCCGAUCGAGUCCUCUCGAGGCAGUCUGGACACGACUGUAAGGUUCAGCUCAUCGCCCACAAAGUCAAGAGGCAGCUUUGCACCUAAUCAGUUCAAAGCUGGAGAAAGCCCACGAAACGCUAGCUAUCUUGCCACUAGAUCACCACCCAAACGUGCUGUACCACCACCCAAGAAUGAUCAGCCAAAACCACCAUCGAUUCGUACUACGAAAUCCACACCAAAAAGAGCUCCAAUGCCACGCCAGAUCAGCUUGGUUGGAGGUCUAGGAGCCGCAAAAUCGACAGCUAGCAUAAGUGUCAGCAACGAAAGUGCUGGACAUAGCACUCCAACAACAGAAGCACCUCCGACACCUAUUGCUCCCAAAGCUACUGCUGGUGGUGGUCUGUUCUCCAGUUUGACACAACAGCUUUUGAGUACGCUACAGCGCAAGCCAUCACAGGCCAGCCUUGCACGAACCGACAUCAGCGACCUUAGUGAUCGAGCAGACUCGGACAGAGCAAGCAUGACUCAACGUAGCAAUCCAAUCGCAAUCAGAUCCAACUCGGUGGUUUCGGAGCAGAGAGAAGAUGACGAAGAGCCAACGAAGGCAGAGACUUAUCGUGCACCCGCGACGAAAAUGCUUGAGGACAUCGUAGUCCGCGACGUCUCAAAGGUUGGACGCCAAACUGCCAGCAUGUCCGACUCUGCACCCGACACUAUUGCGGACAAAGCCGACUACCAUCGAGUUCUGUCACCUCUGACCGCCAUCUCCCCGUGGCUCACAAUGCUUAAUCCCUCAAAUCCGAAGAAGCACAAUAUGAGCAUAGCGAGUCAGUUUCGUCGUUGGCAGCACAUUUUUCCGAAGCCAGUGCCCACCUCUGUGAUGAAGUGGAAAUCUUUAUGCUCACCAGCUUCUCUGCCAUUGACUGCUGAGUACUUUCCUACUGCCGAACAGUUGCGCAAUGAGUACUCAGAGUCACCUUACAAGAUUUUACCUCUGGAUGAUGAAGAGGUCUCAGAAGCGCCCAAGACUAGAGAAGCGUUGAUCAGAGAGCUCAUUGCGUGCAGACUAUCGCACGGCUUUCAGAUAGUCGUUGGCCCAGCGGCCACGGAAUUUGCUGGUACCAAAGCAGCUUCCUUGGUCAAAGUGUUUGACAAGAACUAUAUGGCAGAAGAUGGUGCUACAGUAUUGAUGACUGUGGGGAAUAAUAUUCACCUACUUGUCUGUACCGAGAGUGGCGAGAUUGAGGUGCGGAGGUACAGGAGAAAGCCCGUGGCAGAAGUUGACUACACUGGCGCUGUGGACCCAACAGUGGCGUACCACCCAUACAUCCACACUUAUCUUGGCAAAGGCUACGAGAUGCGAUCUGUCAUCUUCAAGAACCCGCGACCAACAUACAACUGGAAUGCAAUCGACCAUUACCUUGCGGGAUACAAGCAAGAGCAUAGUUCACAGGACAUGCGCUUCUGGAGAGCUCGAUUCGUCCUGAUUCCCGUGGAUCACAAGAUUAGAAGCGGACAGCUAGGCUUCGUAUCCGAGAACUCGGAAGAAGAGAUUCGCUUGGAGGGUAUACAGAAGCUCACGCAAAUAUGGCAGAGACAUCGCUACAUCCCACCGGAAGAACGCCGUCACCAGCAAUCCCUGCAGCAGAGGCGCAAAGAUCCCAAUCCGUUGGCCAUAGAGUACCACACGCAUGACCCUUCGACCAUUGUGCGAAAUCAUGCAACAGUCUUAGCAGAAGCAUUGUCGCAAGAUGAGCCAGGUCAUGCUCUGUUUGCCGAAUCCGAGCUCUAUCACACUAAUGAUUUUGACAUGCAAAAGCUCGCACAACAUCUGCAAGCAGAUCCACCAAAAGGCAUACCGGUUGCUGACCGCAGGUGGCACUUCAAAACACACUGGAAAUGCUUCCGAGGUGAUCAUCUUACUAGCUUCCUCCUCGUCAACUUCAAGGACAUCGAAACGAGAGAAGACGCAGUUAAACUUGGAAACGCCCUCAUGAAGAAAGGCUUGUUUACACAUGCAAUGCAGAAGCACCAAUUUAGAGAUGGAAACUACUUUUAUCAGAUCGCGCCUGAGUAUCGGACCACAUCAUACCCAGACAACAAGUCAGGAUGGUUCGGUAUGACGAAUCGAUCAAUCCCUCCAACACCACUGCAUGAAGGAUCCAAGGCGUCGCCAAAAUUCUUGCCUAUAGACAAGACAAAAUCGCCGAGGAUCGGACCCGUUGACAAAAUGCGGUCGCCGUCAAUUGGACCAUCUGAUAACAACCAUUCUCGCUCUGAUACGAACGACAGCAAAGAGUCGAACAAAAGCAUUCCAAAAAUAGACUCAAGCAAGAGACCCAAGCUUGAGCUCAGUCGCAGUUUGCGAUAUGAUGUCGAUCAUCGCAAGAAGUCAUACCGCCCCGAAAUUAUUACAUUGCAUUACGACCGCAUCCAUAAUCCUGAAAACUGCUACCACAUUCGUCUCGAGUGGAUCAAUGUCACGGCAAAGCUUGUCGAGGAUGCCCUGAUGUCUUGGGCAACUAGCGUUGAGCGUUAUGGAUUGAAGCUGGUUGAGUUGCCUAUCGCCGAAGGUCAAGCCAUCUUCAACGUGCAUCCUUUCAGAAGACCAUACAUGAUCAAGCUAGCAUUACAACCUCCCAAGGGAACACCCAGGCAGUACCUGGAAGCAGGAACAACAGCCUACGAAGAAUCAUACCCAUACCAAAGAGCGCUGGUCAGGAAAUUUGAUUUCGUCCUCGACUACGAGGCAGCCAGUACUUUCGACCCUGGUGUCGAUGUGAGCUAUUCGUGGGGCAAACCAGACUACCAGUACACACAGUUCAUUCACAGAUCCGGCGGCCUACUCCUCCAGAUCGAUGGUGAUGGCAAUCUAAUGCUUGCCGCCAACAGGCUCUGCGUCAAUCGCUCAGGAGCUGCACGCGAAGUCUCAAAAUACGAAGCUGCCCGACGCGAAAAGCGCAACUUUUCGACUCCGGCACCGCCACCACAUGCCUCUCCCUUUAUCAGCGCCUUCAAGCAACCCGGCGAACCCCAAAGCGUGCUCUCCAGAAACUCCUUCACCGAAGCAUCCGUAGAACCCGAAGUCGUCGCACAAAAGCUCGAAACCUUUUGCAAGGAUGCGGAAAAACUGAGGGCUUUCUAUGAAGAUGCGUUGAGGCCUACUGCAAGUCCUAGCCCGCAUCUAACUCCUAGACAGACGCCGAAACAGACGCCUGUGUUGGGGGCUACCAGUGCGAUCCCGCAUCUGGGAUUGCCGCCGAGUAUUAGUCUUAGGAAUGCUAGUUAUGUGGAGGGGAGUCAUAGUCAUAGUCCGAGGAUUGGGUUGAGUCAGUCGAGGAGGUCGAGCGUGCAGGGGUUCAAGAGUUUUUUGGCCGAGUCGGGGAGUCAUCGUGAUCUGAACUGA